Messenger RNA from Bicyclus anynana (squinting bush brown), 8774 nucleotides. Its product is annotated as transcription factor TFIIIB component B'' homolog. Lineage: Eukaryota; Metazoa; Arthropoda; Insecta; Lepidoptera; Nymphalidae. Gene Ontology annotation, biological process: RNA polymerase III preinitiation complex assembly. Bases 3835 to 5268 code for a protein of 477 amino acids. Gene Ontology annotation, cellular component: transcription factor TFIIIB complex. The record is from RefSeq and is a predicted model, not a curated record. The transcript is spliced from 8 exons. Gene Ontology annotation, molecular function: TFIIIC-class transcription factor complex binding.
CCCGUUCUUCGUUUUCUUAGGACUAUCGUUUCUUUGAUGGCAAUAAACGAUAGCCUUGUGAAAACUCUUGCAUUUCUAUCACUUGUCUUAGGGAGCUCAAACAUGUGAAAUAAGUGUUCAUUAUGAACUACAAAUAGACAAAAAAUAGACGUUGUAACGAGAAAAUGUUCCAAUCCAUAGACUUAAAGAAAAACUCAGGACUUCCAAUACAAACUUUUAACCCCUAUUACACCCCAUUUUGAUUUUAUUUUCUCAUUAAAAAGUAUCAUACGACCUUUUCCUAUAGUCUCAAAUCGUGCCAAGUUAAAUUUGAAUUUAUUCACAAAAGCACAGACAGACAUACAGAUAUGCAAAAAAAUAUAAAUAUACCUACAUUUAUAUUUUUUUUGUGUUGUGUAGCUUUGACACAAUGGCUCACCUUGGGAUAUAUGAGGGUCAACUCUAUCCGCAGUGAUAGUCGAAGAACCGACCGACAGCUGUCGUGCUUCAACACUGUUAUGCGUCAUAAGAUGUUUUUAGUACCAGGCUCGUCUCUUGUAAAUUUUCCUGCACGUAGGGCAUCUAAAAUCUGAGUUCACGCCAGAAUCGUCGUGGGUAUCAAUCGGUGGACAGAUCUUCCGCUCCCCCCUCUCUGACUGUCCCAGGGCUAUUAUUCAUUAUUGAUUGAGGAGCUUUUGAGUUCUGGGGCACGGCUUGCUAGGCCAAUGGCCAAUGGCCAAUGUAUGCAAUUUUUUCUUGCCGUAAAACCAUCCUAGAACUUCAACGAACAUUUAUAAAAAAGAAUUGGCCAAAUUGGUCCAGGCGUUGUUGAGUUAUGCACUAACCUACGCAUUUUGCGAUUCAUUUUUUUUAUAUUAUAGGUAUAUAGAUGGGACUAAGAACCUGCAAUACAUACCUCAUUUUAUUAAGGCUUUAUUUACUUCUACCAUAGGUAAGUAUGUCCACCCAACUAUGGAGUUUAGAAUGUGGUGGCUUUAAUAAAAUUUAUGUUUGGAAGACACCCUUAACCGUCUAAGUAUAAAGCAUAGUUUUAAAAUAUUUUCCUUGGCAUAAUUUGGCCUGCCGACUGGAAAAAGUCUUUGGUUCUCCCUCUCCACAAAAAAGGCUCUACGAGGAAAUGUGGGAACUAUCGUACGGUAGCGCUUAUAUCUCAUGCUAGCAAGAUAAUGCUCUGUGUAGUUAACAGUAGACUCCAGUCCUUUUUACAAUGGCAAAUACCAAAUGAACAAGCCGGAUUUGUCAAAGGGCGGGGCACAAGGGAACAGAUUGUCAACGUUAGGCAAAUAAUAGAGAAGAGCCGAGAAUUCAAUGUUUCCGUUUUCUUGUGCUUUAUUGAUUACUCCAAGGCAUUUGAUUGUGUGAGAUGGGAUUGCCUGUGGAAUAUACUACAGGAAAUGGGCGUUCCUCAACACCUCAUUAAGUUGAUCGCGAACCUAUACAGCGAAGGCAAGUCCAUGGUGCGAAUCAAUGACAUAAUCUCUGGGCCUUUUAAGCCACGAAAGGGCGUAAGACAAGGAUGUAUUCUGUCUCCCAUUCUAUUUAAUAUCUACGGGGAAUACAUCAUGCGAAAGACCCUGGAAGCGUGGGAGGGAGGUAUUUCCAUUGGGGGUGUCAUGAUUAGCAACCUACGGUACGCCGAUGACACCACGCUUUUUGCGGCAUCUGAACAGGAACUUGCUCGCCUGUUUCGCAGACUAGAGGCAGAGAGUGAGUUAGUCGGACUUAGCAUUAAUAAGUCAAAGACAAAAGUCAUGCUAAUCGACAGAACGCGGAAAGUAGCGAGAACCGGAGAGCUCUCAGACCUGGAGUUUGUUAGUGAGUUUGUCUACCUUGGGUCAUUACUGUCAUACAAGGGAGGAAGUCAGCAGGAUAUUAGAAGACGCAUCCAAAUCUCCAAAAAAUGCCAUGACCAAACUAGUGAGAAUUUGGCAAAGCAGAAGGGUCUCCAAUAACACCGAGAAGAGACUCGUUAGGACUUUAGUCUUCUCAAUUUUCCUUUAUGGCGCCGAAGCCUGGACGAUAAGGGCCACAGACAGAAAGAAGAUAGAUGCCUUUGAGAUGUGGUGUUGGAGACGGAUGCUUCGUAUACCGUGGACCGCUAGAAGAACAAACAUCUCGAUACUGAAACAGCUUCGCAUUUUCACUAGACUUUCAACUGUAUGUUAUCAGAGGAUCUUGAGUUACUUUGGCCAUAUAGCCCGUCGCCUUCCCGAUAACCUGGAUAAAGUAAUAGUGGUGGGCAAGGUGCAAGGGAGACGACCACGCGGCCGAUCACCUACCCGCUGGUCUGACCAGGUUAAGUCACUCACUGGACUCCCUGUAACAGCAGCCAUUAGAAAAGCUGAGGACCGGACUGUGUGGAGGGGAAUAGUUAACAACGCAUCGAAGGGACUGCAGUGCGGACACGACCUUCAGCAAUGAAGAAUGCGACCAAGAAGAGAAUUAUGAGAAAUUAUAUCCUUUGUUCUCUAUUACUAAGCUUUGUACAUCAAAACUACUAUUAAAGAUCAAGCUUAGGUUUCUUCUUCUUUUCUAGUAAGGGUCUAGUCUAGAGAGUAAAUAUUGGUAUUCUAUGGGUUUUUUGGUGGGGGUACCGGAACCACAGUGUGGCAGAGAGAAAAACUGUGUGCCCAGGACUUGUAGCCAAUGGGUGUAGUAAUAAAAUAAAUUAGCGUUUUUAUUCUGUACGAGCUAUCUACAUUAAAUAUAAUAUAAUAUCCUGCAAUUUGGUGUGUUGCCUGUCAUAAGCCUCCUCUAACCCCUUUCUCUGCACCCUGUUGGCAGUGAAUCUGGUCCAGUAUGGCCCAAGAGAUUUGCAAAAGUUGUCUUCCCAUCUUGUUUGGUGACCCAUGUUGUCUGCUCCUGGGGUACCAGAGUAUUAGCUGUUUUCUCCAUUUAUCUAUCUUGCAACAUAGACCUAUCUAAUGCCAUUUCAAGUAGUAAGUUUGUGUAAAAUAAAUAUAUCUAUGGUCAUCAUAACUUUGGUUUUGUUCCUCACAACACUAGUUUUUCUCUAAGGUUUUAUGUAAGGCACCAAGUCUCACUUCCAUAUGUGAUACAUAGAAGGAUUAUCGUCAUUCAUCAUUAUCAACCCAUAUUUGGCUCACUGCUGAGCUUGAGUCUCCUUUCAGUAUGAGUGGGAUUAAGCCAAUAGUCAACCAUGCUGGACCAAUGCGGAUUGGCAGACUUCACACAUGCAGAGAAUUAAAAAAAUUCUUAGGUAUGCAGGUUUCCUAUUACAGGUAUUUCUUAAAAUAUAAAACACAACUGAAAAGUUGAAGGUGCAUGCCCCGGACCCUGGACCCUUUGGAAUCUGAGGUAGAGGUCAUAUCCACUGGGCUAUCACAGUUCUCAUGUGAUUCAUAGGAGGAUAGUAUAUAGGUUCCUACCUUAUUCUUGGCAUUUAGUUUUUCCUUUACUGGCCUUUUCCUUUACUUUAUUUUGUCCGAUGAUUAGGGAUUCUCUUGUGUGAUUCUUCUGUAAUUAUCUGACCCAAAUACAUAUUCUCUUGUACAUACUCAAACUUAUAUCUGUCCAGUCCUUAAUCAACCUCAUCUGAGUUAAUCAUUAGUUUGUUUCUGCAGAGAGCCUACUUCUUUACUUAUACUGGCUAAAGACUGUAAUAUUAUUUGUAUUUUACUUGGGUCCUCUUCCAUCUGCUUGUGCUGUUCUUGCCUUUGCCUUGCCCAGCCGAACUUGGUAAGAUCCUACUUGAGAAGCUUUGGAUACUUACUUAUAUAGAACUUCCUGCACUUCUAGUGAGGCCAAGAUUACUGCAUAUCCUCUACCGACGACGAAGUAGAUUUGGAGAUUGCACCUCUACGACAUAAUGUUAUGGAUCAGCUGCCUAUCGAAGAAAUUAAAACGGAAAACAUAACAGAAAGUGCUGAUGUCUGGUUUGGUUCAUUGCCUUCAUCACCAAACAAAGCCUAUCCUGAAGUACCAAUCUUUAAACCAUGUAAAAGAGAUAAUGAUCAGGACAUCAACAGCGACUUGGAUGUUGAAACUUUUUCUAGUUUGAAGGAACAAAAGACACACGUCAUGGCAUCAGCAAUUGCACCCAACAGAUUUGAUCAGCAAGAGAUUCCGCUUGCUUGCAAAAAAGAGAAGGACAAGGAAGACAAGUUCACCCUGUUUGACGCCAUCUUCUGUAACCCCACCACAAAUCCCUUGGAAAUGAAUGAAGAUACGGCCGAAGAGAUAACUCAGUUGAAAGAAGAAAAUGAAGAAACACUUUUUGGAGAACUAACAUCACCAGAGAAUACUGCUGUUCCUCAAAUAAAGUUGGAUGUUGAUGGAGAAGUGGUCCUUGAUCAAGAGAGUUUGGUGAUAAACCAAGCGCAGUCCAUUCGGAUUAAUAAUAAUAGAAGAGCUAUUAGAGGACAAGAAAAAGUUAAAGUUAGAGCACGUCGUUCAGUGUGGCGCCAGGAUGAGGUCGUCCGUUUCUACCGCGCGCUCGCCGCGGUGGGGACCGACUUUACUUCGAUGACCGCACUGUUCCCGGGCAGAACGAGAAAGAUGUUGAAAGAUAAAUUUAAAAGAGAGGAAAAAAAUAAUGAAGCACAAAUAGACAAGGCUUUAUAUUCGACCGAACAGUACGACAUCCAACAGUUAAUGGAAGAGUUUGCUGCAGAACGCAAGUACGCUGCCGAGGAAAAGAUUAGACAACACCAAUUUAAUCUCAAGAUAAAAGAAGUACAACAGAAGGUACAGAAGGCACGUGGGAAUGUCAGGCUCAGUCGCGCGGCGAUUGCGUUGGAUAUACCUAAAGUAAAUAAAAAUACAAUGAACCAAUCUCUCAUGGAUGAAAUCUUAUCAUUGUAUGAAGGAAAUGUGAGUGGGGAACAAGACCCAACAGCUAUGUCUCCACAGUCAUCUGCAGAAGAUUAUAAGGGAGAAACAGCUAUGUCUCCACAGUGGUCUACAGAAGAUUACAAGGGAGAAACAGCUAUGUCUCCACAGUGGUCUACAGAAGAUUAUAAGGGAGAAAUAGCUAUGUCUUCACAGUGGUCUACAGAAGAUUAUAAGGGAGAAAUAGCUAUGUCUUCACAGUGGUCUACAGAAGAUUAUAAGGGAGAAACGAGUACAGCAAGGCUCGUAAUAAAAUCCCCCGAGAAAAUAAACAGUAUGCAGAUGGAUGCAGGAACAAGAUCUUUAGUUGGGAUGACUACGUAUGUUCCAUCAACACAGCGUACACUGACCAAUUUCUUUGGUUGCCCAAACACGAUUACUAGUCCGAAAAGUUCAGGUGAAGACAGUGAUGAGUGACUUAAUAAAGUGCAGUGCAGUGAAAGUUGUGGUACAAGCUAAGGCAGCAACCAGCUUUCGUAUUAGUAUACGUAUUUAAUAAAAUUUUAUAUGUUUUAGAUUUUAAACUAUCGUGAGUGUUAUUCAUAUUUAAUGGAUUAUGAAACACGGCUAAAACUCACGUGAUAUAAGGUCGGAGUAUGCCCAACUAGUUUCGAACCCAUACGGGGCCCUUGGUCAUGAGCUGGUUAAUGCAACGCGGCACGAUCCCAACGAUCCAACGGGCCCCGUAUGGGUUCGAAACUAGUUGAGCAUACUCCGACCUUAUAUCACGUUAGUUUUAGCCGUGUUUCAAUUAAUAUUUUAUAUGUUGUGUAAAUUAGAGUCAAGGUCAUAAUUAAUUUAUUUUAAUUACUUUUGAAACGUCAACUUUAGUCAUAAUUAAUGGUGAUAUAUUAAAGUAUAGAUUAAAAUCGGAAUAAGAUUUAGGUAUUUGUAGUCUGUACACCUCUAAAAAAAUUUUUCAGAGGUAUACAGACUACAGAGUAGCAUCAUGCGGGUGACAGUUUGUUUCACUCUUGAAAGUUUGACGCGACUCACGAUAAUAGUACGCAUUAUGAUAGUCAUAAGGCAACUGUCACCCGCACCAUGCUACAUCACACAUAGUAUAAUACACUAGACAUGUAUGUCAUAAUCGUAAUAUUUAGUAGCGCAUUUAUUAUUAGUGUAAGACGCUCAGACUAAUUACAUAAUGACCUGCCUCGCUAGACGUUACUUUUCUGUCAAAGUAUAUGAUCAAUGAUCUAAUGCUAUUAUAAAAACUGUCUCUAUAGAAUCAAUGUUUUAUAGUUGUAAUUGUCUAUGUCGGUCAAAGAGCUCCGUAAAUAUACCUUUUUGUGUAGUUGAAUUGUCUAAAAAACGGUCAACAACUUAUAGUUUAGUAUAAGAUAAAUACCUAAUCUAAGCUCGUUUUACUCAAAACAACAGAUAAUUUGGUCGUAAAUUUGGGUGUGAUACUAGUCCUUAUGUAAUUAGUCUGAGGAUAGACGCGAUGCUCGCAUCGCUUAUGUAUUGAUCUCAGCGCAAUUUGGCGUUUGACGCGGAGGUGGGUUAGGCCCCCGCAGGCCUCGCCACGCCGUACGGGUUAAGCGAUGGUCCCGCUGGUCUCUCUGACCCGAAUGGCAUACAGAGGACGCGCACUCUGUUUAGGGUUAACAUUAUAGCCACAUCGUAUACUGUGGGUUAGGACUAAAUGUAUAAUUAUUACUAAAUGUAUUAUUAUAAAUGUAUAAGUAAAUGUAAAGUUCAAUCGUAGGGUGUCUUUUAAUUAAUGGAUAAAUCGCAAAUGGUAGAUACAUAUUAUGCAAAUAGUUCAAUAUUGCAAAUAAUGCAAAUAGUUCAAUAUUGUAAUAUAUUUUGUAUAUAUAUACAAAUUUUAAUACAAAUGUUGGAAUGUGUACAGUUUAAUUUUUUUUUUUUAUAUAUUGUAAAUUCAGCACUUCAUAUACAUUUUACCAGCAAGUUUGUGACUACAAAAAGCAGACGCAAGUUUUAAACCAAUAAAUAUUGAUGAACACACAUACAUAUUUUUAAAAUGAUGGUACACUUCAGUUACAUACUUUUUUAUACAUGACUUUUUUUUAAUUUGUUUUAUUUUAAUGAAAGAAAAAUAAUCAUUGCACUAAAAGCUUUUUCUACAAAACAAUUUAAUAAAAAUAGUAUCUUAAUACAUUGGUAGUUUAAUCUGUAAUGUUUAACAGCUACAUCAUUGAAAAAACUGAUUCAAAAUAGAAAAGUUUGAAGAAACCGAAAAAAAUAUAUAAUUUGAUCACCCUAAGGAUUUUUUCAAAACUAAUCUAAUUAGUUUAGAUAAUUAGGUGGUGUAUCUACCAUUUGCAUUUUAUCCAUUAAUAUACGGGACAUCCUGUAUAUAGAUUGAUGUUUCUAUUACUUAUUAAUUUUGUGAAUAAGUGUUUGUGAUGUGUCUCAUAAUCACAUCGGUUUUAUGUGAUAUUUUUGUUCAAUUUGAUGCAAACGAAAAUUACUUCGGCUGGCGACAGGAGUAUACUCUCGGUCUUGUUUUUGUGUUAAAUGGGGAUGAUGACUAGGUUUGAAUAUAUUGAUUUUUAUGAUACAUUCCGGUAAAUAUUGACUGGAUAUUUGCAAAAUAAAUAAGAUUAUAAAAUUUUAAAAUCUAUUAAACAUCUUUUAUAGUAAUUAAAUGAAAAUUCAAACAGUUUUAGCUUCCUUACAUUUAAUGUGACAUAUUUCUAUAAACAUAAACGCACAAAUAACAAAAAUAUUAGUAAUUUUGUUUGAACGUACAUGUCUAACGAUCAUUAUGGACCUACGACCCUAGUCUCUGACCCCCAAAUUCAUGAACAUGAUUGAGAUUUUAAACCCCAAUUUUCUUCAAAGAAAAAUAGACAUAAUCACUACUGUGUAAAGUUCACUUUACCCUAAUGUUUAAAUCCUUAUUAGUGUUUAUAAAUAAGGCUGUGUGAGUACACCACUACUUCCGGUUUGAAAAUUGUAGAGUAAUUAAAUUAAUAAUGAAUUAUUUAUCCGACGUCUAAAAUAUAUCCAUAGUACAUAGUAACGCGAGAAUAAGGAUCUCUGUCUGUCUUUUUGUCACAGUUGGCUAAGCCGUUUAUAGAUGAAUUUUGGUAUAGAGAUAAAUUUUACCUUGGAACUGAACAUAGGCUAAUUUAUGUGUCAAAAAUAGAGAGGAGUGAAUAAUGUACCUUUAUUUUUGAAUUAAAUUUUAUGAAAAAUAGGGCAUAAAUUAGGAGACAAAUAUAAAAAAUAAAAAUUAUGAUAUUUUUCCUUCUGUAGGGUUCUUUUAGGAACGAUUGAAGGAUUUUUAAAAAUGAAAAUUGUUUAUUUUCAAAUUUAUACUCUGUAGAAUUGUAAUAUAUACUAUUGGUUGAUUGUCCAACUAUCUGGGACAAAAGUUCUAUUGUAAUAACUACCAUAAUUCUAGUAGGUUCCAUUUUUAUUUUUUUUAUUUUUUAGUUCGUUCGCGUCUCUUUGAAUGAAUACUAAUACUAAUACUGUGAUACUUUUUUUCUGAAAAAGUUUAAUAUGUUAAGUUUUUGUAUACCUAAUUUAGUAUGUAAGCGUCUUUCUUAAUUUUUGUUGAUUUUUUAACACUAUUUAAUAAGUUUGGUUUUUAUUUAAUAAGACUUUGGCUGUGACUAGUCUCAUCUUUCUAUCCUUAAUACAGUAUUAUAAAUACAUUUAACCGUAGUUCUUUUGAAUCUUUUUGCUGGAAAAAUGCGAUAGAUUUAAAAGUGUUUUGUUUGGUACCAUCGUAACUUUAAUUUUAAUAACACUACCUGACUUUCAAAAGUGGUUGUAAAUUAACCCAAAUUGAAAUGAAUUUGACCUUUAUCUUAACUUUUAUCCAAAUAUUUUAUUUUGUAGUUUAUUCGCAACUCUUAGAAUGAAACAGUGAUACUUUCUUUUCUCACAAAGUUUAAUAGGUUAAGAUUUUGAAUACUUAUUUUAGUAAUUACUUAGUGUCU